GAUAGUCAAUUCGUUCGGGAUUCAGUACUGCAAUAGUUUCAUCAUGUGAUCCUGGUUUACUUAAAUGAAGUCUUUCGUCUUAAAAAGGUGUUUCAUAUUUAGUGGUGUUUUACUGAGAGCCUUUUCCAGCAUGUCCUGCCGAGAGAAUCAUGUGAUUUGGAGCUCAGGACCCCUGGAGGCAUACCUGCAUCCUUCUCCAUGGACUCCAGGUGCCACUAUCGUGACCUACAAUCCUCCUAAAACCCCAAACAACCUUUUCCACUUAUCGGAAUCCUUCUUCCUUCGUCUUCUCCUGGGAGCUCGAGUAGUCGGAGAUCUCCUCUGCAAGCGCCUCGGGGUCCAGCGCUGCGCUCUCGUUCACAGGCCCGAUUGUGAGCACGGCACACCCGCAAACCUGCUUCUUCUUCCUCUUCAUGGCUUGGAGGACACCUGGAGGCCGCAUCUUGCUCCUGAGGAAGUCUUUCAGCCUCAAGAUCCUGGUUACAUAACUUCAAAAAGCGGCCCACGCUGGACCGAUCAUAACCUGGAAACUGUUAAGGAUAGAAUUCGGGCAAAACUUCCUUCUCUUGAAGCUUCUAUCGACUACACGUUCCUUGGAGAAGCGUCACACCCAGGAUUGUUUUCUCGUAUCGUUCGAGGAGAGGAGAAGCAGUGGAGGGUCUGGGAGGAUGAAGGCCACAUCGCCUUUCUCACACCGUUUCCAAACACUCCAGGGAUCACGGUGGUGAUUCCUCGUAAACCGCUCACCAGUGACAUCCUCCGCCUCGAGGAUGGAGAUUUCACAGAGCUGGUGCUGGCAACCCGGAAAGUGGCGAGGCUGUUAGAAGAAGCUCUGGGAGCAUGGGGGGUGGGGGUCAUAUUUGAAGGGUAUGAGAUUGACUACGCUCAUGCUAAACUGAUUCCUCUGGUUUUGUCGCAAGGCAACGCGACACAGAGCGCAGUGUGUUCAGUACCAGAGUUUUAUGACUUGUAUCCCGGGUUUGUGAGCUCAGCUAAUGGACCCUCAGCUACUUCUGAACAGUUAAAACAGAUCCAUGACAAAAUCACUAAAACAUCAUAGAAUUGAUGUUUAAGUCUAUGUCUCUUUUUUUUUUAAAUUACCUUUCUUUUGUCUUUGUCCUUCUACACAUUUGACUGCAGAUUUGAGGCCUACAUUUUGCAACUGCUCAGUUCGUUGCUUUGACUGGCCUCAACAUUUUUGUGAACUCAAAAUGGACAGCAUAUAUACAGAAUUAUUAAUGUUUAAAUACCAAAAUACUUUUAGUUUUCAUUGGUUUUUCCACCAAAAUGAUUUAUGUAUUUGUUGAAAUAAUUCAUCUCAAUGUAAACUAGAUGUAAUAUUGACCUUCACUGUAUUUAAGUGAACAUCGCUCUCUUUCUUGUAUCUGUGUUGUGCUGCAUUCAUGUCAAUUGUUUCAUGUUGCUGUUAAAUGCUGACAUCUGAUUGGUCAGAAGGUGCCCAAUCACAAGUGUAUACAUACUUGCUUGCAAAUUACUUACUAAAUGACAAAUUACAGAUAAAUCUUUCCAUUUGGCUAAUAUAUGAUAAGCCUGACUUUUGACAGCAUGUAGUGUAUAAGUGCUUUCUUACUUAUUCUGGCUUAAAACACACUGGGCCACGAAGGCAGUGUCUGACAGGCAGUAAUGUGUGACAGAUUCCUAAAUUUUAAAAUCCAUGUGCACCAUAUUGUCCAUGAUCAAUGUUCAAUCUUUUCAUGUUUUCCUCUCAUAUUUAGAGGGAAGGUUAUAAUGCCUUAUAACACUCGACCGAUCGACAUGGGAGAUCAAACACAGCAACAGGAAAUCCCUCCCACUCUGAUAGUGUAGCUAUUUUUGCUCUCUGCUCCUGGUGUCUUCUGAAGAUGGGACAAUGAUAGAGACCUACUGUAUCUCAGUAUAUCUCUCUUAUAUCUCUAUACGUUUUCUUUCUUAUUCUGUUUUCUCUGUCUAUUGGGAGUAUUUUUGUUAGCAAUGCUAGCACGUUUGCAUGUGAAUAUUGUAUUAUGUAAUGACAUUUUGUAAAUAAUAGGUAUGUUUUUUUAGAGCUCUCAAUGAGGCUUAUCAGUAAUUGUAAUUUUUAAGGUUUUGGUUUGGAUUAAAUAUUUAAUUCUGGACA
Tachysurus fulvidraco (yellow catfish) is the source of this 2116-nucleotide messenger RNA. RefSeq lists its product as uncharacterized. The coding region runs from base 65 to 1060 and encodes 331 amino acids. NCBI's taxonomy places the organism in Eukaryota, Metazoa, Chordata, Actinopteri, Siluriformes, Bagridae. The record is from RefSeq and is a predicted model, not a curated record. The transcript has 2 exons. Gene Ontology annotation, molecular function: catalytic activity.